AUGGGGUUAAGGGAGGAAGCCCUACAAGGUCCCAUCCUGGAGGGCAGCGAGGAGCGAGACAGCGCCAACCCGUCAGCCGGUGGAAAUGGACGGAGCUCCACCGAAGAAGCCACUGAAGUUGACCGAAUGACGCCCAUUCCCACCAGUGGAGUCCAUGGGAAUGAAGGGAAAUCCAGAGAGCUGUUUGAUGUCUAUGGGCUGACUGGGGCCUCGUCCACCCCACCCACUCUCCCCCCUCCUGUGCUCCCCACUCCUGCGCCCGGACUCUGUCUGUGCCCUGCGCAUUGGGUCCUUAGCUCGGGCGCACGCAUUGUGGAGGCGAACCCUCGCAAGUUCAGGAUCGAAGCCAGCGAGCUGAUGGAGAGACGGGCCUUCGUGAGGCAGAUGCGGGACUCUGUCAAGGAGAUGCGGGAUCACAUAUCCAGCCCGUCAGCCCUGGCCUUCGCCGAGCGGAAAAACAGAGAGGUACCUGCCAGAAGCCCCCCCCCGGAGCGGUACGGCCAGUUGCGGGAGGAGCUGGUGUCAGCCAAUUCCCGCUAUAUCGAGGAGCAGCAACUGCAUCAGCAGCUGAUCAUAGACCAGCAGGACGAGCAGCUGGAGCUGGUGUCGGGGAGCAUCCGGGUCUUGAAGCACAUGUCGGGCCGGGUCGGGGACGAGCUGGACGAGCAGAGCUUGAUGCUGGAGGAAUUUGCCCAGGAGAUGGAUAGCACCCAGUCCCGCAUGGAUGGCGUGCUGAAGAAGAUGGCCAAGGUCUCCCACAUGACCAGCGACCGGCGCCAGUGGUGUGUGAUCGGCAUUCUGCUUGUUCUCCUCAUCGUGGUGCUUAUCCUCUUCUUCACUCUGUAAUCGACUGGCCAGGACUGAGGGGGGGGCACCAUUCUCCUGACCAGCCCCACCCCAUGCACAUGCCUCCAUCAUUGUUUGGCAAGCAGCCCAGGAGCUGCCCUGCUGGAGCACAGCCCACCCCGGUGCCUUUCUCUGACCCUUGGGGCUGGCACCUAUGGUAAAGAAAAGGCACCUCCAGGUACCAGGGGAGAUUCCUGCUGGGAAUCUGAUUCAGGUCUCUCCCCCUCCCCCCCCCACCUCCAGCCUUUGCUUCCACAUCGGGGCCUUGCAGUCGGGUACAGGGCUGGGGGUGUCCUCAGCCUGUAGGGGGCAGUAGUAACAUGCUGGAAUGGGGGGCACUUCUGAUCUCUCCCCAGAUUUGGGAGGGAGGGGACGCCAGUUCAUUGGUACCUGCAAAGCCAGGACGGGGAAGGAGAAGCAGCUUGCCCAUCCCAUGUUCCAGGACGGGACAGGGCAGCACAGCCUGUGCCACCAGGGGGCGCUGUCUUAUCAUUCCAGCUUCCUGCCGCCUGUUGCAGGCAGACCAAUUCUUACCAGCAUGGGAUGCAGACUCAGCUGUUAAUACCCUCCCACGCUGGGCUGGCGCACGGGGUGCUCUGUGGGUUCAGGGGAUGGUGACAGCUGUUUUUUAGGGCUCCCCCACCUUAAAGCCCAGCUGCACUUUGCCCGGCAUGCGCUGGCUCCUCGCCCCUCCCUGGCAGGGCCGGCGCUCGUUUUUUGUACGAAAAGCCAAAAUAAUUCGUCAGGCGGGCUUUCCUGCAAAGGGCUUUCAGUUAAGGAAAUUGGGGGUUGUGUUGCUGGAUUUUUGCUGCCUUAGCGGGGAGGAAGAGACCCGAUGGUCGGUUUGUUGUUGUUAAUUAUUUGUAUUAUGGUAGAGUCGUGAGGCCCCACGGUGCUUGGUGCUGUACAAACAUAACCGGGAUGGACCCUGCUGGUGCCUCUGCCGCAAGGAGAGACUCCAGUGCAUGUUGGGAGAUGUUGUCUGGCCAGGGAGCAGGGCCCAUGGGGGAAAUAGGGGCACGAGACACUCCUUUCUACAAUUCCCAUGAUGCACUAUGGCAGCUGGGAGAGAGUGCAGUGCAUCAUGGGAGAUGUAGUCUGGGCAGGGAACUUGGCCCACAGAGGAAAAUGG
Messenger RNA from Terrapene triunguis (Three-toed box turtle), 1978 nucleotides. It is a transcript of the gene STX10, whose product is annotated as syntaxin 10. The transcript is spliced from 7 exons. NCBI's taxonomy places the organism in Eukaryota, Metazoa, Chordata, Testudines, Emydidae. Gene Ontology annotation, cellular component: membrane. The coding region runs from base 1 to 846 and encodes 281 amino acids. The record is from RefSeq and is a predicted model, not a curated record. Gene Ontology annotation, biological process: vesicle-mediated transport.